Cajanus cajan (pigeon pea) is the source of this 825-nucleotide messenger RNA. Lineage: Eukaryota; Viridiplantae; Streptophyta; Magnoliopsida; Fabales; Fabaceae. The record is from RefSeq and is a predicted model, not a curated record.
AUGAGUCGAAUCAAACCGAGAAGUGCUCGAAAGAUGGAAAUUACUGAAGAAGCCUCUCCAACCGCGCCACUCCACCUGAGUUUGUUGACUUUGGGUGAGAUGCUGGAUGAGUAUAUCUGCUUGAAGGAGCAGAAGGUGAUGUUGGAUCAAGAUCGGGUCGUUAUGGAGCAAGAGAAGAACCGGGUUCAGAUGCUGUUGCAAGGCAUGCAUAAUGUGAUGAUUGCUUACAAUGCCAGUGGAAACCUCCCUGCACCUGCUGCAAAAUCAGCGGUUGUAGCGGUUCCUCAACCAACUUUUAGUUACAAAUCUCAUCCAGGGAAUCCUACUUCUGUGCAAAACAAAUUGAACACACCAUUAUUGCCUCAAUCUAGCAAUUCAAAUGCCGAGGGUGGAAACAUGUCGACAGUACCAAUAGUGAAUGUAUCUGACAAAAAGAGAAAGGAUACUAAAACUGCGGAUGCUCCUCCCGCUGCUAAAAAAUCUCGUGGUAGAUCAUCCAGUAGGAAAAUUCCUGUCCAAGGUCAAAAUGCUCCUCAACAAUCUGAUAACGUUGUCAAUAAUACAAUUGUAGCUCAGCCUUCAGCCAUUCAGUCUUCAUCAGAGAACUGCAUACCCAGGCAAUCACAAGUUCAGGGAUCCAAUGUUGCUAAAUGCUUAUUCAACCAGUCUACACCAUCUGUUCCAAGUAAUUCACCGGUUCCAAAGACACCACCUAGAACAAAAUCUUCUCACAGUGAUACACAUGUAUCCCCUUCUGAGAUUUCUUCAGUUGCAACCGGUAAAUGUGCAGUUACACCCAUCUGUUGCACUGUAAAGCCUCCACCG